This is a messenger RNA of Penicillium coprophilum, 609 nucleotides long. RefSeq lists its product as uncharacterized. NCBI's taxonomy places the organism in Eukaryota, Fungi, Ascomycota, Eurotiomycetes, Eurotiales, Aspergillaceae. The transcript has 4 exons. Bases 1 to 609 code for a protein of 202 amino acids. The record is from RefSeq and is a predicted model, not a curated record.
AUGUUGAUACUUGUGGAGAGUGUGAUGCACCACCAUGCACUGGAACCCAACCCGCCUGCUGUGCUGGUGUAUGCAAAGAUCUCAAUAACAAUCCCGGCAACUGUGGUGCAUGUAAUAGAACGUGUACUGGCCAAACACCAGCCUGCUGCUCAGGCUCUUGUUCAGAUCUCGCCAUUGAUCCCUGGCACUGUGGUUCCUGCAAUGCGUUCCCCUGUCUUGGAUUGCAGGCUGGCUGUUGUGCAGGCAAAUGUACUGAUUUUGCGACCUCGACUACUAAUUGCGGCUCCUGUGGCAAUACGUGCCCAGCAAACCAACCAACCUGCUGCUCCGGAACAUGCACCAACCUCCUCACAGACCCCAACCAUUGUGGCGGAUGCUCGGUCCAAUGCCCUGGCACCGCUCCAACCUGCUGUGACGGGGUAUGUACAGAUACUAGCACGGAUCUCGCGCACUGUGGAGGUUGCACGGCGGCCCCUUGCGUGGGCCCCAAAUCAGCGUGUUGCUCUGGUGUCUGUACAGAUCUGGCGACCGAUAUUGACCACUGUGGAUCUUGCUCGGCGAGUUCUUGUACUGGUGUUGACCCAGCUUGCUGCUCGGGGGCAUGUGUAG